GCAAAAGGCAGAGUCGAGCCUCGCUUCCUCCCCAAGAGCGCCUUUUUUUUUUUUUGGGCAGCGAAGCGAAGGCGGCGGAGAAGAGGAAGCCCAGGUCGGCUUUCGUCGGGUUCCUUUGAAAAAAAACGCGGCUUGCUUCACGGACGGCGAGAGGAUGAGGGUCAGCGCGAUCGCGGGGCUGAGCGCCUUGGUCUUUUGCUUCCAAGCGGUCUUAGCGCAAUCAAUGGACACCAGUCUACCCCCUGAAGACCAGGAUUCAUCUGGAGAUGAUGAUGAUUCAUUUUCUGGUUUAUCAUCUGGUAUAGGUUCUUCGAUAGAGGAUGAAGUGAUUGUCUCCAAUCUUCCAUUACAAGAAAGCACAAAUACCUCUCUGAUGCCUGAGGUUUCUACCAGCUUGAGAGAUAUCCAGACAAAGGUUCAAGUUACAGAUAGUCCUGUGGAAGAUUAUUCAAGUGCACCUGUCUCUAUAGCAAGUAUACCUGGGUUUCCAGAUACUGCUGUCGCAUCCAAGGAGCCACCAGUAACUCUUGAAGAGUUAGACUCAACUACGGAGCCAGACACAACAAAACCUACUGUAUUGACGACAAGCAUCCCAAUAGCGCAUCAUGUUUCCACAGCCAGAAUUACGACUUCUCGUGCUGCUAGCACAGUCAAAUUCAUUGAUAUUCAUGACAUGUCUAAUAUUGAUGAAACACGCUCAUUUGGCAUUGUGCCAGAAAAUGAGAGAAAUUUGAAUAGUGUCCUACCCACUAUGGUGUCUUCUACUGCUCUAAUGGAAAGCUCUCCUCUGCCUGAAAAUGAUAUCUUCCAGGAAUAUGGUUCUGGUGGUCAGGAAGAUUUUAUAUUUUCAACACACGAGGAAAAUCAAAUAAAUGUAAAGGACCUUGAAGCAGAAAAUAGAAUGAUUGAUUCAGAAACAAAGAAUGCAAAAUCUGAAGGAUUAAUGGACAGGAAAGAAGUACUAGGAGGAGUCAUCGCUGGUGGACUCGUUGGCUUACUAUUUGCUGGAUUCCUAGUUGCAUUCAUGCUAUAUAGAAUGAAGAAAAAAGAUGAAGGAAGUUAUUCAUUGGAUGAGCCAAAGCAAUCGAAUGGAGGCUAUCAAAAACCACAUAAGCAAGAAGAAUUCUAUGCAUGAACAAAUUGAACAAAAACUAAAGACCGUUUUCUUAUUCCUGGACAUCAUGAGUUCUCGCAUUUUUAAAGGGGGGAAAACUAAAAGCCAUAAGACUGAAUCUAAGGCUCUGCCUCCUUGUCAUUGGGAACCAUAAUUUCUCCAAAGUCAAUCGGGAUUAAUAAAAACCUUACCUGCUUUCUUGCACAAAGAUUACCUGUAAAGUGGGACUUCCUAUCUUGUCUAAAGACUCCUAGGGGAAGAUAAGGAAUCAACUGUAUAUAAUCUUGAUGUCUUAUGAACGCACCAAGGAAUUCGUAUGGUACAAUAUGUGUGUUGUCAAAGAUACUCCCCCCCCCCUCGUCCCCAGCAAAAUUGGCUAGCCACAUUUUAGAAAAUAAUCUUUUUAAAGACAACGGUGUGGCUUUUGGCAGUUAUUUUCCCCAUUUCAGCCAUUAAUGCUAGGUCCCUGAAUAAGCAAAUAGCGCGGGAAGCCCGCUUGAAAAAUUACAGAUCUGACCAAAGGGGUGGAGUUCUUUAAUAGGAGUAUGAUUCCACUAGAGCUCAGUGGGAGAAAUGGUGUAACACCGAUGCUUCAAAUUCUGAAGCAAACACAUUGGGAAGUAGAUAUUUAAGACAUUCACACUUUUCCUCUUCUUUUGAUCUUACUGCAAUAUCUCUGCUGCUCGCUGCACAAAACCCCCACGUCAGUCCUAGUAUCGGGACCAGUACUUUUUUCUUUACCUCUUCUGCACUGAGUUGUUGGUAAUGGCUUCUCCACUGCCGCCUUGAAUCUUCUCUCACAUAGUACUUAGAAUGCCAGGUGCAGCCUGCAACAUACAGGACAAAGCAUGCCAAGGCUAAUGAGGAUUCCUGUUUCUGCCAAAUCUCAAGGAUUUGAAUCGUAUUAGAUUGGGGUUUGCAGUAGGAAUUCAGGGAGCACACCUUUUGGCAUGCAGGGCCUAGGGGAAUAUGUACAUGGGUGAUGACUUUUAUCUCGGUCCAACCGAGAACAUUAAUAAGAGAUUUUGAAGUUCAAAUAUAUUCAGAAAUUAUUCUGUGUAGAAGAGGGAGGUAAGAAUGGAUUGUGUGCCUUCAUCACUUUUGUGUAGCCCAAAUUGCUCAGUUUUGUAUCACUAGGAUCUAAUCAAAGAAUGUUGGCACUUCUGAACCAGUAUUUAAACGUGUUCACCGUGUUUGGAAAAGACGAUGAUCUCUCCUAAGCAGGCAGAUUUCUGUUUAGAAUAAAGAAGCAUAGAUGUAUUAUUUCCGUAAUGCACAGGAGGAUUAUAUGGAUGUGAAUAAUCUAUACCGCAAUGUUUUGUAGAGGUUCUGGGUUUAUAAGAAAACACUUGCAUCCAAUUUAGGCUCUUUGUUUCAUCAUUUACAACUGUUGGUUUGCAAUAUAUUUUCUGCUUCUAGCAAAGUUUAGAUAAAAGGGUGGGCUACACUAGUGCACUGUGAGGAAAUAUGGAAUGCUAAACUGGAGUAAAUAUUUCAGAAAGGGCAUAAUUGUGAGCUGCUGCCCACUGCACAUUUGGUGCCUUUCUUAUCUCUUCCUGCUGAAAAUACCCUUGAUGGGUUACAAAUUUCAGUGAGUGAAAACAGGCUGUCAGCUUCUUACAGUACCAAGAAACUAUAUAGUGAAGUUUUAAGUGAUGUGUCCUUUUUAUGUAUGGAAAAUAUGAUCAUUGACUUUCUCAGACAUAGGAAACACUUCUCUUUUUCAAGCAAAGAAUAAAACUCAUGGUUUUUUUUUGAAUGGUCAAACUUGAAAAUAGAAUCUGGAAACUAAAUAGUAAAAUCAGUUGCUGUUUUGUUUGGGUUUUUUGUUUUUUUUUUGUAUUUCACAACCAUACACAUGCAAUAAAAAGGCAGUCGGUCAAAAUAA
This is a messenger RNA of Protobothrops mucrosquamatus (brown spotted pit viper), 3002 nucleotides long. RefSeq names its product syndecan 1 (gene SDC1). The coding region runs from base 155 to 1135 and encodes 326 amino acids. Gene Ontology annotation, cellular component: cell surface; membrane. The record is from RefSeq and is a predicted model, not a curated record. NCBI's taxonomy places the organism in Eukaryota, Metazoa, Chordata, Lepidosauria, Squamata, Viperidae. The transcript has 5 exons. Gene Ontology annotation, biological process: cell migration.